Messenger RNA from Linum tenue, 1362 nucleotides. The record is from the annotation of a GenBank genome assembly. NCBI's taxonomy places the organism in Eukaryota, Viridiplantae, Streptophyta, Magnoliopsida, Malpighiales, Linaceae.
AUGCAACAAGCUCUAGUAUGGCAAUCCAUUCAAGCGUACAAGAUUCCCAUCCUCGAAAUCUCUCUCGCCGUCUCCCUCACUCUGCUCUCGACGGUUCUCCGAUUCCCGGCCUUGUUACUCCACGGCCUCCUCACUUACAUCCAGCCCGAUAAUGCCCCCAGCCAGAACGGCGGCGUCAAGGCCGCUAUCCGACGACCCUCCGACGGCAACGCCGAGCCGAAGCCGAGGAAGGGUAAAUCCAAGGAGAAAUUCGAGUUCGACGAAAACCAAGCCCAGAUCUUUAGGCUAAAACUCGACGAGGGUCAUCUCCAGUCUCGCCUCUACUUCAAGGAUUACUGGUAUUCCUUCACUUAUUCUCUCAUUUCCCUCGCUUGUUUGUCUCUCCACAAGUACUUGGCCGCCGGGGAAGGGGGAGAAGAACGCGAUGGUGGGGCUUUUGUUAAUGGGUCGUUAAUUCCGGCGAUUCUGAUCCUCGUUUGUAUUUUGAAGUUGUUUGUGUCGCUGGGUAAAGUUUCGUUUGAGAGAUCAGCGUCCAAGAGAUCGGAGAAGCGAUUUGGUUUAGUGGUAGGGGUUUUGGGGUUUGUGUUAGGGUUCAUCGUUUGUUCCGGGUUUGCUGGCUCGGUCCUUGAUUUUGAUCUGAAUUCACUUGAUGGGUAUGGAAAGUUCUUCAUUGCGUUCCUGAUGGGCUGCAUUGGUGGAUUUCUGUACAUGGCUGCUGGCAAGAAUGCGCGAUCGUUUUGGAUUGGGACAGAUCAGACUCGAUCUAAUCUCUCAAUAAUAUCAUGUGGUGGUUUUGCUAAAAUGAUCCUAUACGGAAACUACAUUUCGGUUGCCCUUCCCGUUCUGCUUUGGAUUCGUCCCUUAUCCGAGAUCCUUUACAAGAAAGACUCUGGAAAUGCUGACCAAUUGGUGGGGAGAUUGGGUUUUGCUCGAUCCGAGUUUGUUAAUCUACGAAUUUGGAGCCUGGUAGCUUCAGCUUGCUUCCAACUUGUGGCCAUAAGACCGAAUCUGCAGAUGUUCUUGAAUGAAGCCGUGCUGUCUUGGUACCAAAGGUUGCAUGCUAGCAGAGUUCCUGAUCUGGACUUCAGUAGAGCUAAAGUUUUCCUGCACAAUCAUUUCUUGUGCCUCGUGGGCCUGCAGUUCUUCGCUCCACCUAUCCUGGUACUUCUCUUCCUUGGCUUGUCUCUGAUUGAUGGAAACUCGGUGAAGAAUAAUAUGCAUAUGUUUUGUGGAUUGCUGCCUUGCUCUGCUUUUACCAAAGAAGUUGGCGUGUUUAUGGCGUGGUGGGUUGUCUUUGUUUGGACAGUCUUCACUUCGAUUAGCCUGUUGUUUUACAGAAGAGGCACUCUAUCCGUUUCGUGA